GGUGUGUACUACGAUCUGUGUGUAUUACAUCUAUAGACUAUAUUUUUCGUGAACAAAUUUUGCUUGUGUCCCAAAUUUUUAAGUUACAUUUUUUUUUUAGAUUUUAGUAUACAGACAAAACAUUCUACGAUGGUCGAUACAGGAUGCUUCUUUAAUAUUGAUGGAGGUUAUUUAGAAGGUUUAUGUCGUGGGUUCAAGUGUGGUAUAUUAAGACAUGCCGAUUACUUAAAUCUGGAGCAAUGCGAGACCUUGGAUGACCUGAAGUUGCAUUUACAAUCAACAGAUUACGGACAAUUCUUAGCAAAUGAGCCAAGUCCUUUGGCCGUGUCUGUCAUUGACGACAAGUUACGUGAGAAACUCGUAAUCGAGUUUCAACAUAUGCGUAAUCAUGCUGUUGAACCAUUGAGCACGUUCCUCGAUUAUAUCACUUACAGUUAUAUGAUCGACAAUAUCAUACUUCUCAUCACAGGCACAUUACAUCAGCGUCCCAUUUCUGAACUUAUACCAAAAUGUCAUCCAUUGGGAAGUUUUGAACAGAUGGAAGCUAUUCAUGUUGCUGCUACUCCAGCCGAACUUUACAACGCUGUUUUGGUAGACACUCCUUUGGCACCAUUUUUUGUCGACUGUAUUAGCGAACAGGAUCUUGAUGAGAUGAACAUUGAAAUCAUUCGAAACACACUUUACAAAGCGUACUUGGAAUCGUUCUAUGAUUUUUGCAAGAAGUUAGGUGGUAUCACAGCCGAUACUAUGUGUGAAAUAUUGUCAUUCGAAGCAGAUCGACGGGCAAUUAACAUAACAAUAAACUCUUUUGGUACGGAACUGACUAAAGACGACAGGGCUAAAUUGUAUCCGAGGUGUGGUAAACUUUAUCCAGACGGAUUAGCAGCGUUAGCUAGAGCUGAUGAUUACGAUCAAGUAAAAGCCGUAGCUGAAUAUUUUGCUGAAUACAGUGCUUUGUUUGAUGGGGCUGGUACUAAUCCUGGAGAAAAAACUCUAGAGGAUCGUUUCUUUGAACAUGAAGUUAAACUUAACGUCAAUGCAUUUAUGCGUCAAUUUCAUUAUGGUGUGUUCUACUCGUACUUGAAACUUAAAGAACAAGAAUGUAGAAAUGUUGUUUGGAUAUCCGAAUGUGUUUCACAGAAACAUCGUGCUCGUAUGGAUAACUAUAUUCCAAUUUUCAAAUAAAUUAACUUCUAGUGCACAUCUAAUAUAAUAUAUUAUUAUAAAAUGUACUAUAAUAAUAUAAUAUAUUGUUAUGUUACAUAAAUUAUUACAUUACCACAUACAUACAUUCAGCAUAUGAAUUUGCGGUAAUGUUAUUAUUAUAUUUUAAUUAGCUUACUUAGAAAAAAAUCAUUGUAUCUUGAUCAUUCCAUUCAUAUUAGUAUGGCCGAAGCAGUGUUGAUAGUUUUCCAAAAUAAUUAUACUUCAUUUUGUUUUAUUAAAUUAUAAGUGUAAAAAAAAUGUAACUAUUUUAAAUGGAGUUAUUAAAAAGAUAGUUAUCCUUCAA
Messenger RNA from Adelges cooleyi (spruce gall adelgid), 1510 nucleotides. It is a transcript of the gene VhaAC39-1, whose product is annotated as V-type proton ATPase subunit d. Gene Ontology annotation, molecular function: proton-transporting ATPase activity, rotational mechanism. Gene Ontology annotation, cellular component: lysosomal membrane; vacuolar proton-transporting V-type ATPase complex; proton-transporting V-type ATPase, V0 domain. The transcript is spliced from 3 exons. The coding region runs from base 130 to 1185 and encodes 351 amino acids. NCBI's taxonomy places the organism in Eukaryota, Metazoa, Arthropoda, Insecta, Hemiptera, Adelgidae. Gene Ontology annotation, biological process: vacuolar acidification; vacuolar transport; proton transmembrane transport. The record is from RefSeq and is a predicted model, not a curated record.